Messenger RNA from Scutellospora calospora, 623 nucleotides. The record is from the annotation of a GenBank genome assembly. Lineage: Eukaryota; Fungi; Glomeromycota; Glomeromycetes; Diversisporales; Gigasporaceae.
CUUGCGAGAGCUGUAGCGGACCGUGGAGGUCCUCACGAGGUAUCUAAAAAUAAACAAUGGGCUGAAGUUGCCCGUGAGAUCAAAGAAGGAGGAUACUCGCAAACCUGUACUUCAGCAUCUAAAACUAUCAAGGAACGUUAUUUUGACUUCAUUGAUCCGUACGAAAAAUAUAUAUCUGAAGCAAAACGAGAAUGCAAACUAGGAAAACUUGACAUUAAAGUCGAUCUUGCAAAAACUGUUGAUGUAUGUGGAAAAUGUGGGAAAUUGACAGAGGGAAAUGAAGACGUAUUGCAUUGUGAUGGUGACUGCGAAAAACAAUAUCACAUAGAUUGCCUUAAUAUUAAAAAAGAGCACCUUAACCCUGAUGCGCAAUGGCAUUGUCCAAUGUGCCUUUUUUUAACCGGUACUGAUUAUGGUUUUGAACCUGGCAAUGGAUUCACUUUGAGGGAUUUGCAGCAAACCGCGGAUGCCUUUCGUCAACGUUAUCUUAAAAACCAUCCUGUGCCACCUGGAGUAUCAAUGGAAGAUCAUAUUGAAUCUGAAUUCUGGCGGCUUGCACAUUCAAUGGAUGAUAAUACUGAAGUCUUUUAUGGCGCUGAUAUAAAUUCAACAGAUUAUGGCAG